GGGGUCUGCACGCAGGCCGUUGAGUGUCCCUGGUGGUGGGAUCUGCUUCCCGGCCUCCCCGCCCAACCCGAAGGGGCGGGGCCUCACGAUAUACCUCUCAGUGAUCCCAAGGGGGUGGAAUCUGGUUCCGGACGUCCCCUCCCAGACCCUAGGGGGCGGGGCCUCGCUGUAGGCCUUUCUGCGUUUUUCAAGGGGGCGGAGUCUGGAGCGUGGGGGUGAAGACUCCCCGUAGAGGCCACAGGGGGCGGGACCGGCGCGGCCUCCCCGGUUCCUUUGAGGGCGGGGCCCGGAGGUCGUCGCGGAGGAGAAGCUGGGGAAUCGAGGCCCGCGUCUCAAACCGACUGACGGCCUGACCGACCGAUUACCAUGGCUGUCUCGUUGCUGGUCCGGGGCUGCAGCCGGGUCAGCCGAGCUUUCCGUCCCCGGGGCUGGAGUCAGCUGCACACCGUCUACCAGUCAGCAGAGCUGCCCGAGACGUACCAAAUGCUUCGCCAGACGUGCCGGGAUUUUGCCCAGAAGGAGCUAAUCCCUAUUGCUGGGCAGCUGGAUAAGGAGCACUGCUUCCCUGGGGCCCAGAUCAAGAAGAUGGGGGCGCUCGGGCUGCUGGCUAUGGCUGUGCCUGAGGAGUUCAAUGGAGCCGGGCUCGACUACUUGGCCUACGCUAUUGCUUUGGAAGAGAUCAGCCGGGGCUGUGCGUCCACUGGAGUCAUCAUGAGUGUCAACAACUCUCUCUAUUUGGGGCCGAUCCUUAGCUUUGGAUCCCAGGAACAGAAGCAGAAAUGGAUCUCACCCUUUACCAGUGGUGACAAGAUUGGCUGCUUUGCUCUCAGUGAACCAGGGAAUGGCAGUGAUGCUGGAGCCGCUUCCACCACUGCCCAACUGGAUGGAGAUUCGUGGGUCCUGAACGGCACCAAAGCCUGGAUCACCAACUCCUGGGAAGCAUCGGCGGCCGUGGUCUUUGCCACCUCCUCCAAGUCCUUGAAACACAAGGGUAUCACGGCCUUCUUGGUUCCCAUGCCAACGCCUGGGCUCUCCCUGGGGAAGAAGGAAGACAAAAUGGGCAUCCGAGCCUCGUCCACGGCCAACCUCAUCUUUGAAGACUGUCGCAUUCCUAAGGACAAUGUGCUGGGCGGGACGGGCACGGGCUUCAAGAUCGCCAUGCAAACCCUGGAUAUGGGUCGGAUCGGCAUCGCUGCCCAGGCCCUUGGCAUUGCCCAGGCUGCCUUGGAUUGUGCCGUGGACUACGCCGAAAAGCGCAUGGCCUUUGGCUCCCCUCUCACUAAGCUGCAGAGCAUCCAGUUCAAGCUGGCAGACAUGGCCCUGGCCUUGGAGAGUGCCCGACUGCUGACCUGGCGGGCAGCCAUGCUCAAGGAUAACCAGAAGCCCUUCAGCAAGGAAGCCGCCAUGGCCAAACUGGCAGCAUCUGAGGCUGCCACUCAGAUCGCCCACCAGGCCAUUCAGAUCCUGGGUGGGAUGGGCUACGUGACAGAGAUGCCCGCCGAGCGCCAUUACCGAGAUGCCCGGAUCACGGAGAUCUAUGAGGGCACCAGCGAGAUCCAGCGACUGGUGAUUGCUGGGCACCUGCUGAAGAGCUACCGGAGCUGAGCCCACUGGGGAGGGAGGCUUCGGCCUGUGCCCGGCUCCUGCCUUCACCCAUAGGCUGCCAGGAUCUGCCAGGCUGGCCCUUUGGGGAACAAAAAGGCCCGCUUUGUGAGCUUGUGCCUCCCUCCUGAUCCCAAACCUGCCCGGCCACCACGAGCAUCUCCACCGACUGCAAACCUCAGGGAAAAGGCUGCCGCAGAGGGAGCUCUGCCCAAGCACCCCGUGCCGCAGUUUCCCCUCUAGGAAACGUCACAUCCAGCGCAGUCUUCUGGCGGAAGGUUACGGUCCUUGGUGCCGGAGGCCCAGAGGCUGCAGAGGUGGAGCCCCAACACUCCAGGGAGGAGGCCCGAGGGGAGCCGGGGCUGCCAAGUGCCUGGAGGACCCCGAGAAGCCCCAGGGAAUCAUGUGACCCAAUAAUGGAGGGAAUGGGGGCUCCAGCUUUGUUUUUAUUAAAUUCUGUUUACAAAUGAA
Messenger RNA from Monodelphis domestica (gray short-tailed opossum), 2073 nucleotides. It is a transcript of the gene ACADS, whose product is annotated as acyl-CoA dehydrogenase short chain. Gene Ontology annotation, biological process: fatty acid beta-oxidation using acyl-CoA dehydrogenase; butyrate catabolic process. The record is from RefSeq and is a predicted model, not a curated record. Gene Ontology annotation, cellular component: mitochondrion. NCBI's taxonomy places the organism in Eukaryota, Metazoa, Chordata, Mammalia, Didelphimorphia, Didelphidae. Gene Ontology annotation, molecular function: short-chain fatty acyl-CoA dehydrogenase activity; flavin adenine dinucleotide binding.